GCUGCCGCCGUCCCGGGACAGGGCAGGGCGGCAGCAGGCGGGGAGCCGGAGCCUGCCAGCCUCGGGCCGGCCGGAGCCAUGCGGAGCUGCGGGACGACGAGGGGGGCUGCAGGCUGGGCCGCCUCGCUGCUCCUGCUGUGGCAGUGCCUUCCGACGGCGCGGCCCUACAACCUCGACACCCAGCACUCGCUGGUCUUCCAGGGGGGCAACGGGACCUUUUUCGGAUACUCGGUUCUCCUGCACCGCCACGGCGAGGAAAGAUGGCUGGUGGCCGGCGCCCCCCGGGCCAGCUGGCCCGCCAACAGUUCGGUGGUCAGCCCUGGGGCCAUUUUCCGGUGCCGGAUCGGGAGGAACCCCCGCGGACGGUGCGAGCAGCUUCAGCUGGGCAACCCCAGUGGAGAGCGCUGUGGGAAGACUUGUUUGGAAGAACGUGACAAUCAGUGGCUGGGUGUCAGCUUAUCAAGGCAGCCAAAAGAAAAUGGAUCUAUUGUUGCUUGUGGACACAGAUGGAAAAAUAUCUUUUAUGUAAAAAAUGAACACAAACUCCCACAUGGUAUUUGUUUUGCCAUCUCUUCUGAUUUUCGAACUGAACUGAGCAGAAGAAUAUGCCCAUGCUAUAUAGAUUAUGUGCGGAAGUUUGGAGAAAACCAUGGGUCAUGCCAGGCUGGAAUGUCUAGUUUUUACAUUGAGGACUUAAUUAUAAUGGGAGCCCCUGGAUCAUUUUAUUGGACUGGUUCUGUUUUCGUCUACAAUACAACUGCAAAUACAAUCCAUGCUUAUACAGAUUCAGAUAACCAAGUGAAAUUUGGCAGUUAUCUAGGGUACUCUGUUGGAGCUGGACAUUUUCUGACUUCAACCAGUACAGAAGUAAUUGGAGGGGCUCCCCAACAGGAACAGACUGGUAAAGCAUACGUUUUUAGCAUUGAGAAGCAACUAAAUAUUCUAUUUGAACUAAGGGGCAAAAAGCUUGGUUCUUACUUUGGAGCUGCCGUUUGUGCUGUGGACCUGAAUUCAGAUGGUUUCUCAGACUUGCUAGUUGGAGCUCCAAUGCAGAGUACCAUCAGAGAAGAAGGCCGAGUUUAUGUCUAUAUCAAUUCAGGUUCUGAGGCAAAGAUGGUAGAACUGGACAUAGAGCUCAGUGGGAGUGACUCAUACGCAGCCAGGUUUGGAGAGUCCAUAGCCAACCUAGGAGAUAUUGAUAAUGAUGGUUUUGAAGAUGUAGCAAUUGGGGCUCCACAAGAAGAUAAUCUAAAAGGAGUUAUUUAUAUCUACAAUGGCAGGGAAGAUGGAAUAACACCCUCAUUUUCACAGAGAAUACAAGGACAUCAAGUCAGUAACUCUUUAAGCAUGUUUGGACAAUCCAUAGCAAGUGGCAUUGAUGCCGAUAACAAUGGUUAUCAAGAUGUAGCAGUUGGUGCAUUUCUCUCAGAUUCUGCUGUGGUGCUUAGAACAAGACCCGUGAUAAUUGUUGAAGCGUCUUUAAAACAUCCUAGUUCUAUAAAUAGGACUAAUCUAAACUGCAUGGAAAAUGACCAGCCUGCCACCUGUAUGAAUUUGAAGAUAUGCUUUACCUAUACAGGACGAGAGGUACCUGGUUAUAUUGUACUGCUUUAUAAUCUGGGUGUUGAUGUGAACAGAAAAGCAGAUACACAAGCAAGAUUUUAUUUCUCCUCCAAUGGAACAUCUGAUUCAGUAUCAGGAAAUGUAAAGAUUUACAAUAAGAAUAUUGCCUGCAAAGAUCAUCCAGCAUUUAUGAGGAAAGAUGUAAGGGAUAUCUUGACUCCUGUACAUGUUGAAGCAAGUUAUCAUCUGGGGCAUCAUGUUCUACAGAAAAUAAAUGCUCAAGAAUUUUCACCACUUCAACCCAUUCUUCAAAGGAGGAAAGAAAAAGAUGUUAUAAAAAGCAAGUUUGUUUUUGCAAGGUUUUGCUCCCAAGAAAAUUGUUCUGCUGACUUGAGAGUUUCUGGAAGAGUUGUUUUUCCAAAGCCUCAUGAUAAGAAAACACAUCUCACCGUUGGAAGUGUGAAGACUUUAUUGUUGAAUGUUUCUUUGCUUAAUGUUGGCGAUGAUGCAUAUGAAACUGUCCUCCACAUUCAGAUCCCUAAAGGUCUUUAUUUCAUCCGACUUUUAGAACUGGAAGAAAAACAAAUAUAUUGUGAAGUAUUAGAUAAAGAAAAUCAUGCAGUGAAACUUGAGUGCAGUGUUGGUUAUUUAUAUGUAGAUCAAAAAUCAAAGCUGGAUUUUAGUUUCCUCUUGGAUGCAAGCUCGUUUACCAGAGCAGAAGAUGACCUCAACAUCAUCAUUAACGCUACCUGUAAAAAUGAAGAUGGGAACUUGUUGCUGGAUAAUAUGCUCACUUUAACUAUACCUCUAAAAUACGAAAUUGAGUUAAAUACUCAUGGAUUUGUAUCACCAGCUUCGUUUGUUUAUGGAACAAAUGAGAGAGAGUCACCAGUUACAUGUAUGAAGGAGAAUAUCAACUUCACUUUCCAUGUUAUCAGUGCAGGACCAAGCAUGGCUCCAAAUACAAACUUAGAGAUAACAAUACCUAAUGCUUUUCCACCCAAUGACUUCAAAUUAUUCAACGUGUUGGAUAUCAAGACAACAGCUGGACAGUGCUUCUAUAAUCAAUACCCUAGAAACUGUAGUGCAGAAGGAAAAAAUGAAAAUAUAUUAAAGGAUGUUGUCACUUUCUUUUCAAAGCCUGCUAGGAGACUAAUGUACUGUAUGAAAAAUGACAGCCUUUGCUUACAAAUACAUUGCAAGCUUGGAAAUAUGGAAAGUGGAAAAGAAGCAACCAUUCAGUUGCAUCUGGAGGCUACUCCUUCACUUUUAGAAAUGGAUGAUGCAUCAGCAUUGAAGCUUGAAGUAAGAGCAACAGCCUCACUUGAAAAUAAUGCAAAAGUUAUUGAACUCUAUAAGGACAAGCAAGUUGCAUAUGUCUAUUUGGAAGGAGUGCACCACCAAAAGCCAAAAUACCGUGUUACGGUGCUAAUUAUUGGAAUAGGCUUAAUAGUUGGUGUUACCUUGUUUUUGCUUCUUUCCUUUAUAUUAUGGAAGAUUGGCUUUUUCAAAAGGCAAUACAAACCAAUCCCUCAAGACAAGAACAGAAGAGACAGCUGGAGUUUUACAAGUGGAAACAAAGAUGAGUAAGAUGGCAUAUAAACAUUUGAUUUUAAAAUUAAGAAUUUCAAAUUCAGGUUAAUUCACAGGAGAAACACCAGUGACAAGAAAAAUGGUCUUGAGCCCACUCACUCUUACAAAGUACACUUUAUUUUCUUGAACAGUAUGGAGAACUACACCUUAGAGUACUGCUGUUCUUCUAAUAUGACAAUUGUAAAACAGUUUGUUUUGAAGUCUCAUGGUAAUAUUUGAAAUGCCACAUAUGUAUAUCUCUAGUUUCAGUCAGACAAAAGAACACUAAAGAUAAAGAGAAGAAUUACUUACCAGAAAGAAGAAUUUGUAGCAAGUAACAACAUUUGGCCAAUCCUGGAAAAUAAGAUCUCAAACAUAUUAGCAUGAGUUAUUCUAUUCAUUUUCAAGUUUCAGUAAUCUUUGAUUAGACAUUCAAGAACAACUCCUCCCUCAUCUUGCUUUGGCUGUUUUACAAGGGUCAAUGAGCUUAAACCAGUAGCAGGGCUGUAAGCAGAGCACAUGGAUGGAGAAAGCAGCUACAGAAGCUCUCAGACUUCUGAAGGAAACGGCAUAAGCUUUGGCUUCCCAGGCACAGCCAACACGCUGCAGAGACUUAGACACUCCCAGGCAAGCCAGAACCACAAAGGUCCAAGGUGGAUUCAGAGCAGGGAAUUGUGUUGGAUAGGCUGGAGAUGCAGCACAGAAUCCUUUCAGUUGUAGAGUAACAUGCUGGAGAUCCUAAUUUGUAGCCAUCUUUAACAUGGUACUUGCAAGUGUGACGGAAUUGGUUGUUUCAUCUUUUCCUCAGCUGUUGGUGCCAUGAUGUUUUGGAUUUCUCCAAUGAAAUAAUUAUCUGUGGUUGUUGUGGGGUUUUUUUAAGCAAGUAUUUAUUUUUAUUUAUUUGAAUAUUUUUCUAUUAGCAUAGUAGUAUUUAGUACUGGCAUUCUUCCAGGACCUGAAAAACAAAAGACUUCACAAGGACAAAACAGAGAAACACAUACCAAACUGACUCCAAAUGCUAACCUUACUGGGCCAAAUUUUAUCUUUCCAUCUGCCACCUUUAAUAAUGAAGUCCUUUGGAGAGCUAGCUUGGGUUCUUGUGAAGUUAUCUACUAAAUACCAUCCAAGCAGUCAUCCUCAGAAGCCACUCAGCAAAAAGACAAAUGACUGAAUAGAAACAUGGUUCAAACCACUGCUCUGCUACUACAGGAACUUUCUUCAGCUAGCUAAGUUUGCACUGCCACCUAGCUUUGGUGAAAUAGUACAAGCCAGGGGAAAAAACCAUUGCUUUGCUCCCCAGAACAACUGGAGAAUGUACAGCUUCUUCAAUAACUGCAUUUAUUGCAACCGAAGUAUGCAAUACAGCCUUUCUUGCCGUGCCUUUGGUGUCUUUCUGAACUGCAAGGAGAAAUGAACAGGAUGUGUAUGUACUCUUGGAAGCUGCACCAUACAGGAAUUUGCCUGAGACUCGAAACUGCUACUGAGUGCCUUCAACAAGCACUUUUGCUAACGGAGUGUUUGGUGACAUAAAAGCCACAUUGUCUACAGAUUCUAAAGGUAUUUGGGACCAUUUUUUAAUUUCCUUUCACUUCAUAUGAUGCCAAAGAUGUGGAUCACUCUAAAUUUUCUCUCUAAAAAUCUUCUGUAAUGCAAGGACAAAUGAAUGUGCAUAUACAUAUAUCUUUUAUUUUUUUUAAAUCAGGUAUUUGAAGAAUGAAAUAUUUUGUUGCAAGUCAUGAAAAUAUACACAAAAUGCUAAUCUUCCAAA
Messenger RNA from Apus apus (common swift), 4903 nucleotides. It is a transcript of the gene ITGA4, whose product is annotated as integrin subunit alpha 4. The transcript is spliced from 28 exons. Lineage: Eukaryota; Metazoa; Chordata; Aves; Apodiformes; Apodidae. Gene Ontology annotation, molecular function: integrin binding. Gene Ontology annotation, cellular component: external side of plasma membrane; integrin complex. The coding region runs from base 79 to 3153 and encodes 1024 amino acids. The record is from RefSeq and is a predicted model, not a curated record. Gene Ontology annotation, biological process: integrin-mediated signaling pathway; cell adhesion mediated by integrin; cell-matrix adhesion.